ACUUUAAAUUAUUUAUUUAAAUAUCCAAUGUUACAAUACGUUUUUAAGUGUAACGGUAAAUUUUAGAUAUAUUUCAUGUAAAUAGACUCUGUUAAGGAUUUCUCUCAUUGAAAAUGGCAACUGAACUAGCAGAAGAUCAGGUCGCAGAGUUCAAAGAAGCGUUUAACUUGUUUGACAAGGAUGGAGAUGGAACAAUAUCAUGUACUGAGUUAGGAACUGUAAUGAGAUCGUUGGGUUGUAACCCUACAGAAGAGGAACUUAGAGAUAUGAUAAAAGAAGUUGAUGCUGAUGGAAGUGGUUGUAUUGACUUUCCCGAAUUUUUGGAAAUGAUGGCUAAACGUUUACAAGACGUAGAUGAAGAAGCGGAACUGCGGGAAGCUUUUAAAGUUUUUGAUAAAGAUGGCAGUGGAAGCAUAAGUAAGGCAGAAUUAAAACUUGUAAUGGAAAAUCUUGGAGAAAAGUUAACUGGGGAGGAAAUUGACGAAAUGAUGGAUGAAGCAGAUAAGGAUGGCAAUGGAGAGAUCGAUUAUGAAGAAUUUGUUGAAAUGAUGAUGAUAAAUGAGAUUUCUGAAGAACAGUUGAGAGAAUUUAAGGAAGCAUUCAGCCUGUUUGACAAAGAUGGUGACGGUACGAUAUCAGCCAUUGAACUGGGUGUUAUAAUGAGGUCAUUAGGUCAAAAUCCAAGUGACCAAGAAUUACAAAACAUUAUCAGUGAAGUUGAUGUUGACGGAAAUGGAAUAAUAGAUUUUCAAGAAUUUCUUACUAUGAUGGCUAAGAAAACAAAAGAUACUGAUUCAGAGGAAGAAAUUAGAGAAGCAUUUAAAGUCUUCGAUAAUGACGGUAAUGGAACAAUUUCAUCAAACGAUCUGAGACAGAUUAUGACGACAUUUGGUGACAAGCUACCAGACGAUGAAAUAGAUGCCAUGAUAAGAGAAGCAGACUCAAAUGGGGACGGUCAAAUCAACUAUAUUGAAUUCGUGAGGAAAAUGUGUAGAUAUUGAAGAAAGGAUGGUCUUAAGAAGAGAUUUUUAUUUAGGCAUUCAUACGCACCAAGACAUUUAAUGAAGCCUUGGUAUUUUGAUGUUUUUCAUUAUUAAAUAUUUAAAACGUAUCAACCUGCACGGUCAAUGCAAGCUGGUAACUGUAGAA
Messenger RNA from Mytilus californianus (California mussel), 1149 nucleotides. Its product is annotated as calmodulin-like. The transcript has 9 exons. Bases 114 to 1001 code for a protein of 295 amino acids. Gene Ontology annotation, molecular function: enzyme regulator activity; calcium ion binding. The record is from RefSeq and is a predicted model, not a curated record. Lineage: Eukaryota; Metazoa; Mollusca; Bivalvia; Mytilida; Mytilidae.